AUGUUGAAUGAGAAGAUAGAAUUUCCUGAAAUCAUCCAAGGCACCAUUGGCUACAAGUUCCAAAACUGGGCAACCACCUACAGCUGUGAACCAGAGCUUUACUUCGAACCCACCUCGGUGGAGGAGAUCCGGCAGAUCCUGGAACUUGCCAAACAGCGCAAUAAGCGAGUGAAGGUUGUGGGCUGUGGACAUUCUCCCUCUGACAUUGCAUGUAGUGACCAUUACCUCAUCCAGCUCAACAAGCUUAACCGGAUUCUCCAGGUGGAUAGGGAGAGAAAACAGGUGACAGCUGAGGCGGGGAUGAUGCUGUCUGACUUGAAUGAAGAAUUAGCCACACUUGGAUUGGCUCUGUCCAACAUUGGUGCUGUAUCUGAUGUGACUCUUGGUGGUGUGAUAGGAACUGGCACCCACAACACUGGCAUCCAGCAUGGCAUCCUGGCUACACAGGUGGUGACAAUGACAUUGAUGACGGCAGCAGGAGAUACUCUGGAAUGUUCUGACACCGUGAACCGUGAGAUAUUCCAGGCCGCUCGUCUGCAUCUCGGCUCCCUGGGAGUGGUAUUAAAUGUUACCAUACAGUGUGUGUCAGCCUUCAAAAUUCACCUGCAACAGUUCCCAAAAACCCUCACCGAGGUUCUGAACGAUCUGGACACUCAUCUGCAACAGUCGGAAUAUUUCCGUUUCUUCUGGUUUCCUCACACUGAUAAGGUCACAGUUCUCUACGCAGAUCACACAGACAAGCCGGUUAAAACCAGCUCCAGCUGGCUGUGGAACUAUGCCAUUGGCUAUUACCUGCUGGAGUUCUUACUGUGGAUCAGUGCCUUCUUCCCCCGCCUAGUGCCCUGGAUCAAUCGCUUCUUCUAUUGGCUGCUUUACUCAGCAAAGGUCGAGCAGGUCAAGCGUAGUGAUAAGGCUUUCAACUUUGACUGUCUCUUCAAACAACACGUGUCGGACUGGGCUGUUCCCAUCAAGCAGACCAGGACAGCUCUGGAGCAGCUGAAGGACUGGCUGGACAACAAUCCCAACGUGCAAGCACAUUUCCCGGUGGAAGUUCGGUUUGUUCGAGCUGACGAUAUUCUGCUCAGCCCCUGUUACAAGCAAGACAGCUGCUACGUGAACAUUAUCAUGUACAGGCCCUAUGGUAAGGAAGUGCCACGGGAGACGUACUGGGCAAUAUACGAGGAGAUCAUGAAAAAGAAUGGGGGAAGACCACACUGGGCAAAGGCACACAGCUACCUACGGCAGGACUUUGAGAAGAUAUACCCAGCAUUCCACAAGUUCUGCUCGAUCCGUGAGGAGCUGGAUCCUUCUGGGAUGUUCCUCAACAGUUAUCUGGAAAAGACCUUUUUCUAA
Messenger RNA from Carcharodon carcharias (great white shark), 1353 nucleotides. Its product is annotated as L-gulonolactone oxidase. Gene Ontology annotation, cellular component: membrane. The coding region runs from base 1 to 1353 and encodes 450 amino acids. Lineage: Eukaryota; Metazoa; Chordata; Chondrichthyes; Lamniformes; Lamnidae. The record is from RefSeq and is a predicted model, not a curated record. The transcript has 12 exons. Gene Ontology annotation, molecular function: D-arabinono-1,4-lactone oxidase activity; FAD binding.